Molecule: messenger RNA, 2613 nt
Organism: Dunckerocampus dactyliophorus (ringed pipefish)
Lineage: Eukaryota; Metazoa; Chordata; Actinopteri; Syngnathiformes; Syngnathidae
Gene: lrit3a
Product: info leucine-rich repeat, immunoglobulin-like and transmembrane domains 3a
Exons: 4
Coding region: 192-2114 (640 amino acids)
Molecular function (GO): protein binding
Source: RefSeq, a predicted model, not a curated record
GAUUAGCAUCUCACAGGUGACCUGUACUGUAAGUCGACCGUCAGCCUGCCGCCGCAUAUGGACUUUGAAAGUUCUUUUCUCUAUUCUCAUUUUGUUUUUUGGGAGGGAUUCUUCAAGCUUCUAAUGAAUCCGGAUGUCUUUUUCCCCGAUCUCUCCUCAAUGUGACUGUUUGGGGUCCUUUUGGUGAAAUCAUGCAUCAAGUCCUGCAUGCGUUGGUGUUGUUAUGCUGCCUUAAUAUGGCUCAUCCUUUCUGUCCAGCCCAGUGCACUUGUGUCUUCCAUGGACGUACCGAUGGAGCCGGGACCAGGUCUGUGCUCUGCAAUGACCCAGACAUGUCCGACAUCCCUGUCAAUGUCCCGGUGGACACAGUCAAGCUUCGGAUUGAGAAAACCGUAGUCCGCCGGGUCCCGACAGAAGCGUUUUAUUACCUAGUGGAGCUACGCUACCUGUGGAUUACUUACAAUUCCAUCACCUCAGUGGAUACUGGAAGUUUCUACAACCUCAAAGUGCUCCACGAGCUGAGGCUGGAUGGCAACAUGAUCUCUGUCUUCCCAUGGGAGUCCCUUAAAGAGAUGCCCAUGCUGAGGACCUUGGACCUACACAACAACAGACUCACCAGCAUUCCCAGUGAGGCCAUCCCCUACCUUGUGAAGAUCACAUACUUGGAUCUAUCCAGCAAUAAGCUAGCCACUCUGCCUUCGGACCUUAUGGAUAUUUGGCCACCAUUCAAUGGCGAGCCAGUGACUUCCAAUGCCUCCCAGAAGGUCGUGUUGGGCCUCCAAGACAACCCCUGGUUCUGCGACUGUAAGAUCUCAAAGUUGAUUGAGAUAUCCAAAAUGGCUGUGACACCCGUGGUUCUCAUGGACCUGUUCCUGACCUGCGGUGGACCAGAGAAUCUAGCCGGUGUUCUCUUCCAGCGUGCCGAACUUGACAAUUGUGUAAAGCCAUCAGUCAUGACUUCAGCAACGAAGAUUACGUCUUCGCUGGGUAGUAAUGUUCUCCUGCGAUGUGAUGCUACUGGCUACCCAACACCAACCCUCUCCUGGGCGAGGGCAGAUGGAUCACUUGUCAACAACACAGUACAGGAGUCCCCAGGGGAUGGCAUUAGAUGGUCCAUCAUGAGCUUGCAUGGGAUAUUGCACAAGGACGCUGGGAACUACAGCUGCAAGGCUAAGAAUGACGCGGGUACAGUAGAAGCCACAAUCUCCCUCUCAGUGGCUGGCAGCAUGAGUACCACCAUCACUCCACCAAAGCCCAACACUGGGACAGGACCCCCUGACCAAGACUUGACAUAUGUUCCUGGAACAGACCAGGCUGUCGCAGCCUCUACCAUAUCCAUGGUCUUUUCCAGGAGGCAGACAACAAUGGUUGCCGUCCCUGCAAAGCCAAAAACAACUCCCAGCAACGGUGUCCAAAAAGGUUCACUCAAACCUGCAAAGAUUAAGCAAGGAAGUGGUGGACAAAAGUUUCCUUCAGAUGAGGAGAACAAGAACAGCAAUGCCUCAAAGUCCAUCAAAGAUCUUGCGAUUGUGGAGGAAACGUCUGACAGUGCAGUUCUUCUGUGGACAGCAGUGGGUUUACCAAAGAACUCUCCUCUCACAGUUGUAUAUUCACCUUACGGGGAAGAUGGUGAGGAUGAUUUUAAAAGAACAGUAGAGACAAAUGCCGGCAGUGGUAAAAUUCUGCUUGAGGAACUCUCGCCCGGCAUAAGAUACUCUGUCUGCCUCGUAGCAAAGGGUGGCUCUGCAGGAAAGGAUCCUUGCAUUGACUUCUCCACACUUGUGGACGGUGGACAGAAUCAGUUUUUUAUCAUCAUCAGCGGCAUUGCCUGUGUGCUGGCGUUACCUCUCAUCGUCCUGUUGCUCUACAAGAUCCUUGCCCUCUACUGCAAAGGAAGCGAAGCGGCUCAGGACGAGGAGGAGCUUGAGAAAGAGAGCUACGUCAAGUUUGAGACCAUCACCAUGAAGCAAAGAACUAUGAACUCCCACCCAACCGAGCUUUGGGCGAGGAGGCCGACCCAUGAGUCGGAGAGAAUGCUCUUGUGCUCCAGGUCCAGCAUAGACUCCCAGAUGACCUACAAGAGCGACAGCUCCAGAUCUGAGUAUCUUUGCUGAUGGCAGAAUGACAUUAUAUGUUAUGACAGUAUGCCUUCCAUGAACCAUGGACACAUUUUUCUUCAGGAAAAUAUUCCUCAUCUAAGGUGUAUGUGUGUCUAUGAAUUUAAAUACAGUCGAUCUGGACAUUCAGACAUGAAUGACCAAUAUCCAUUCAUGUCCUUAUCAAUUAUUGAGCCUUAUAAUGAUUGAAAUAUUCUGACGUGUCACUAGAUGCCAGCACCUUCCUUGGACUUUUGUAAUUUAAGCAAAGAACCUGCCCGUUAAUUGCAUAUGUUUUUGCUUUUGUCCCAUUAGAAUUGAUGCCAAAAUUCAAGUGUAAAAUGUUACUAUCGGGUGUUAGCAACAAAGAAUAGCCACUUCCCAUCACAGAGAUAUCAACCACAACUUUGUUGAUCCGAGAAUGCCUUACACGACCAAUACAUUCUGUCAGUGUGAAUUUGAAUAAUUGCCAGUUUUCAUCUUUGUAUGUAUAUUUUCAUGUUUAUUUAAAAAAUGU